GUCGGGUCUGGUGGAUUUGGGAUUGUGUUCAAAGCCAAGUUUCGAGGUGAAACGGUGGCGGUUAAGAAGAUUCAUGCACAUGCUUUAUCCAAUGCCUCUUCCAUCGCAGAAUUUCAAUCAGAGGUCGCAGUUUUGUGUACUUUACAACAUCCUAACAUUUUAAGAUUUGUGGGUGCCUGCACGAUGCCACCAAAUCUCAUGAUUAUCACAGAGUUUAUGUCUCGGGGAACAUUGUUCGACGUCCUCCAUCAAUCGCAGAUGCGAGUCCCCUGGUCUAUGCGGAAGAAGUUUGCCAUGGACACUUGCAGGGGAAUGCGGUAUCUGCAUGAUAGCAAAUUGCUGCACCGAGACCUCAAGUCAUCCAACCUCAUGCUGGAUAAGGACUUUAAUUGCAAAGUGGGUGAUUUCGGUCUCACACGUCUCUCUCGUGGUGCGGCAGCUGCGCAAAUGACAGGGCAAUGCGGAACGUUUCAGUACAUGGCAGUGGAGGUCCUAACAAGCAAACCGUAUUCUGAAAAGGCAGAUGUGUUCUCCUUUGGUAUCUUACUGUGGGAAAUGGUGGCUCGAAAGCUGCCGUAUUUUGGGAUGCAACCGAUGCAGGUAGGUAUGGCUGUUGUCCAACAGGGCAUGAGGCCUCCAAUACCACCCAAGUGCCCCGCGCCGCUGGUCAAGCUGAUGAAAGCGUGUUGGGACAGUGACCCGAAUGUAAGACCAUCGUUUGCGCAACUCGUACAAGCCCUGGAAGCAAUGCCGGAAUAA
Chondrus crispus (carragheen) is the source of this 759-nucleotide messenger RNA. Its product is annotated as Serine/threonine protein kinase (fragment). Lineage: Eukaryota; Rhodophyta; Florideophyceae; Gigartinales; Gigartinaceae. The annotation marks the transcript as partial. Gene Ontology annotation, biological process: protein phosphorylation. The record is from RefSeq and is a predicted model, not a curated record. Gene Ontology annotation, molecular function: protein kinase activity; ATP binding. The transcript has a single exon.